AUGGCUGUCCUAGGGUCCUCGUCUCGGCUUACUUGCUGUGCACAGGAGAAAGAAGAGUACUUCAAGCAGCUCUACGCGUUGAACGACAGCUCCGAUGAUGAAGUAGAUGCAAACGACGCCCGAGAAUUUUGGAGACAAAGGAGUGAACGUACACCAGGAGUUUUAUUCCCAGUAUCUUCAGCCUCACGCUCUUCUCAAAGACGGAGUCAGCCAUCGCCAUCCAGGAAGGCACCCACAAUUCAACGGACAACAUCGGCGCCAGUUGCGAGUGAUCGCGUAGUAAAGGAAACACCAGCUGCACCCCUUCGACGCAAGUCCUCUCUUCUUCGACAUGACGUCUCGUUUCAGGAUAUAGAUAGCCGGCUAUCUGGAAGUCUCCCACCUAAUGAUUCUUCAACUUUGAAGCCUGUUCCAGAACGCAGUGCCUCGACUCCGAACAUCGGCUCUGUUGUUAUGAACAAUAGCAAAGGUAUCGCAGCCAUGCUUGGAAAGAGACCUGGAGAGAGCCUUGCUAAGGGCACUACUAAGAAGAAAGCCUCGAAGGCCGCUGCAAUGAAGGGUGCUGUCACGAUGGUUGGGAAAGCUGAUCGUGUCUUCGAUGGGAAGACUAUCUACUGGAUCCCAGAUGACGAUAUUGAUGGCGUUCGUAAGGCGCGCAUCGACAAGGCCAGAGAGUAUGGGGCUACAUGGAGCAAAUUUUGGACAGCAGAUAUCACUCAUGUCGUCGUUGAUAAGAAGUACAGUUACCAACAGGUCAUGGAUUGGUUUGCUCGGAAAACCAAGUGUAACGAACUACCCAGAGGGGUCAUAUUGGUCACUGAGCAAUGGAUUAUUGACUGUGCUUCGUUCAAGCGCAUUCUUGAUCCAGAUCAGAGACAGUACAUCGUCAAAGGACGUCUGGGAAUGUUAGAAAGCAGCUCGAUGUCACCAUUAAGCUCGCAAAGCUCAGAACAAUCUCUCCAAUUGAAAGAUGCGAAGCCUAGAAAAGGAAAGAAUGUUCUUGAAAGCACUCCUUCUCAGAGUCAACCCUCCACGCAAGGCAUUGCUAAGCCUCCUAACGAUGUUUCCUCACGAGUCUCACUCCUGCAAGAUUACCGUCGAGAAACCGAGCUUCCAGCUACUGAUACCAACAUGGGCAAGCGAGGUGAUGUACUUGAUGAGUAUAUUGAUCUGAUUCGGAAGGUGAAGGAUUUGCCUAUUGACGACGAUGAUGAUCUUGGAGAGGACGAUGAAGAUAGCGAUCGCCCAUCAUCCCGAGACGAUCCCGAAGAAUCUUGUGGCUCAGAAGAUGAGCGAGAGUGGAGAAAGCGACAGAAGAACAAGACGAAAUAUAAGAAGUAUCCAGAGGACAAACUUAGCACUUUCACAUGCAUGUACGGUGGUACUGGAAAGAUGAACCAGGACAAUCCGAACCGGCAUACUAUCGACAUUCUACAGCAAAUGGGCGAAUACUACGCUCGAAUUGGUGUUCCAUGGAAGCCACAAGCUUAUCAAAAAGCCAUUGGAACUCUGAAGAAGCUAAACGUCAAGAUUGACUGCUUUGAAGAUGCCAUUCGUCUUCCAAACCUCGGGGCCAGAAUUUCCAAGAAGAUAGAGGAAAUCUGCACUACAGGGCAUCUGCGGAGACUAGACAAUGCUCUUGCUGAUCCCACUGAUAAGACUCUACAGUUAUUCCUCAGAAUCUACGGAGUUGGUCUCACUCAAGCACACAAGUGGGUCCAAGCAGGCCACAAGUCCUUGGAAGACCUGCGCGCUCUCCCGGACUUGCAAAAAAAUCAACGUAUCGGCAUUGAUCACUACGAUGAUUUCAAUACAAGAAUCCCCCGAGAUGAAGUCACUGCACUUGGACAAAUUGUUAAGAAGGUCGCUCUGGAAAUCGACGGCAAUGUCGAAGCUAUCAUAGGAGGGAGCUACAGACGCGGUGCCGACACGUCAGGAGACAUUGACUUCAUCAUCACAAAGCGCAAUACCAAAUCCAGCUGGGAUCUGCUCCACUUCCUCGAAACAUUAGUUGCUCGCCUCACACAUGAUGGCUUCCUAGUCGCUGCCCUCUCAGUCCCAGCAUCCACCGGCUCCAAAUGGCACGGCGCCUGCGUUCUCCCUGGUAAUCCGAUCUGGCGACGCAUUGACUUCCUGGUCGUUCCGGAGACAGAGUUCGGUGCUGCGCUUCUGUAUUUCACGGGUGAUGAUAUAUUCAAUCGCAGUAUUCGCUUGCUGGCUAGUAAGAAGAACAUGCGAUUGAACCAGAAGGGCUUGUAUAAGGAUGUUUUACGUACAUUUGGCCGCGAGAAGUUGAGCGAGGGAACGCUCAUUGGGGGGGCCAAUGAGCGAGACAUCUUUGAUCUUUUGGGUGUGCCGUGGAGACCAGCUCAUGAGAGAAUUUGCUAUUAA
Cadophora gregata is the source of this 2391-nucleotide messenger RNA. RefSeq lists its product as uncharacterized. Gene Ontology annotation, molecular function: DNA-directed DNA polymerase activity; DNA binding. The transcript is spliced from 2 exons. Bases 1 to 2391 code for a protein of 796 amino acids. Gene Ontology annotation, cellular component: nucleus. Gene Ontology annotation, biological process: double-strand break repair via nonhomologous end joining. NCBI's taxonomy places the organism in Eukaryota, Fungi, Ascomycota, Leotiomycetes, Helotiales, Ploettnerulaceae. The record is from RefSeq and is a predicted model, not a curated record.